UUGUGUGUGUGUGGGUGUGUGUUUGUGUUUCCCCUGUGAGAAGUAAGCGAGAAGCAAGCGAGAAGCAGAUCGGAUAUCUCUUCGGAGGAGGAGGAAGACGAUUAGGGCAAGAUGCAGUACAAGAACUUGGGGCGAUCGGGUCUCAAGGUGAGCCAGCUCUCGUAUGGAGCGUGGGUCACCUUCGGCAACCAGCUCGACGUAAAGGAGGCCAAGGCCCUGCUCCAGUGCUGCCGCGACCACGGCGUCAACUUCUUCGACAACGCCGAGGUGUACGCCAACGGCCGCGCCGAGGAGAUCAUGGGCCAGGCCAUCCGCGAGCUCGGCUGGCGCCGCUCCGAUCUCGUCAUCUCCACCAAGCUCUUCUGGGGCGGUCCCGGCCCCAAUGACAAGGGCCUCUCCCGCAAACACCUCGUGGAGGGGACACGCGCCUCGCUGCGCCGCCUCGACAUGGAGUACGUCGACGUCCUCUUGUGCCACCGCCCCGACGCCGCCACACCUAUCGAGGAGACCGUCCGCGCCAUGAACCACAUCAUCGACAAGGGGUGGGCAUUCUACUGGGGCACCUCCGAGUGGACCUCUCAGCAAAUCACCGAAGCCUGGGCCGUCGCUCAACGACUCGACCUCGUCGGCCCCAUCGUCGAGCAGCCGGAAUACAACCUUCUUUCCCGCCACAAGGUUGAAUCAGAAUACCUCCCUCUGUACGACACAUAUGGCCUGGGUCUCACCACAUGGAGUCCAUUAGCAUCAGGAGUGCUGACUGGAAAAUAUAGUAAAGGAAACAUACCUUCUGAUAGCCGGUUUGCUCUUGACAAUUAUAAGAAUCUUGCUAGCAGAUCACUGAUUGAUGACGUGCUAGCAAAGGUUAAAGGGUUGAAACUAAUUGCUGAUGAACUGGAGGUUCCUUUAUCUCAACUUGCAAUUGCUUGGUGUGCAUCAAAUCCAAAUGUUUCCACAGUAAUCACAGGGGCCACCAAAGAGAGUCAGAUAUUAGAGAACUUAAAGGCUCUUGAGGUUCUUCCGCUGCUGACACCUGACGUCCUCGAGAAAAUAGAAGCAGUUGUUCAAAGCAAACCCAAGCGUCAAGAAUCAUAUCGUUGAUUUCUUCUCCCACUUCUAGUUUGUACACUGGACUGGGAAUACACUCAUGAUUUCUGGACUCGUGUUUUUCAUCAUAAUUCCUGGUGGUGGUGCGCUUUAAACGCUUAUUGGUUUGUGUCCGGUUCAUUGGGCAUUUUUCGAUUGAUUGAAGUUGGUUACAGAUAUGAGUUUAAUAUAAAAUCUUUCAAGAUCUUGUACUUUUGAUACAGAUGAUAAUUAUGGUAUGCUGUUAUAGAAGAUAUAAUUGUUUGAUAAA
Zingiber officinale is the source of this 1354-nucleotide messenger RNA. Its product is annotated as probable voltage-gated potassium channel subunit beta. NCBI's taxonomy places the organism in Eukaryota, Viridiplantae, Streptophyta, Magnoliopsida, Zingiberales, Zingiberaceae. The transcript is spliced from 4 exons. The record is from RefSeq and is a predicted model, not a curated record. Bases 112 to 1098 code for a protein of 328 amino acids.